AUGGUAGACCUGGAGAAUGAGGUUCCUCCGCUUCCUCCGAGAUACAGGUUCCGGGAUUUGCUAUUGGGAGAUCAGGGAUGGCAGAACGACGAGAGAGUACAGAUUGAAUUCUACAUGAAUGACAAUACCUUUAAAGAGAGGCUGAAACUAUUUUUCAUCAAAAACCAAAGAUCAAGCCUGAGAAUCCGCUUAUUCAAUUUUUCACUCAAACUUUUAAGCUGCAUGUUAUAUAUAGUUCGGGUGCUCCUGGAUGAUCCAUAUCAGCAACAUGGAUGGUCACUUAUUAUUUGGGUGAAUCGAAGCUUACCUUUGUGGGGAUUACAGGUAUCAGUGGCUUUAAUAAGUCUGUUGGAAACUACACUACUGGGCUAUCUCAGUUACAAAGGAAACAUAUGGGAACAAGUAGUACGCAUUCCUUUCCUGCUGGAAAUCAUCAAUGCUAUUCCUUUCAUCAUUACGAUUUUCUGUCCUGCAUUAAGAAAUUUAUUUAUCCCAGUGUUUUUAAAUUGUUGGCUUGCUAAACAUGCUUUGGAGAACAUGAUUAACGAUCUUCAUAGAGCCAUCCAGCGUACACAGUCUGCAAUGUUUAAUCAAGUUCUGAUUUUAAUAUCUACAUUGCUGUGUCUUAUCUUUACAUGUAUUUGUGGAAUUCAACAUCUGGAACGAGCAGGAAACAAGCUGACUCUCUUUGACUCCCUCUAUUUCUGCAUAGUGACAUUUUCCACUGUAGGAUUUGGGGAUGUUACUCCCAAGAUCUGGCCUUCUAAAUUGCUGGUUGUAAUUAUGAUCUGUGUUGCCCUUGUAGUAUUACCAAUACAGUUUGAGCAACUGGCUUAUUUGUGGAUGGAAAGACAAAAAUCAGGUGGAAAUUAUAGCCGACAUAGAGCUCAGACAGAGAAACAUGUUGUUUUGUGUGUCAGUUCUCUUAAGAUUGACCUGCUUAUGGAUUUUCUAAAUGAAUUCUAUGCUCAUCCUAGGCUCCAGGACUACUAUGUGGUUAUAUUGUGUCCCACGGAGAUGGAUGUUCAGGUUCGAAGAGUGCUUCAAAUUCCCAUGUGGUCCCAAAGGGUUAUCUACUUGCAAGGUUCAGCACUGAAGGAUCAAGAUCUCCUGAGAGCUAAAAUGGAUAAUGCAGAAGCCUGUUUUAUUUUAAGCAGCCGUUGCGAAGUGGACAGAACUGCAGCGGACCAUCAAACCAUAUUAAGAGCUUGGGCAGUUAAAGAUUUUGCUCCCAAUUGUCCAUUGUACGUUCAGAUACUGAAGCCUGAAAAUAAGUUUCACAUUAAAUUUGCAGAUCAUGUUGUAUGUGAAGAGGAAUUCAAAUAUGCAAUGUUGGCUUUGAACUGUAUUUGCCCAGCUACAUCAACACUUAUCACUUUAUUAGUUCAUACUUCAAGAGGACAAGAGGGCCAACAGUCACCAGAACAGUGGCAGAAAAUGUAUGGGAGAUGCUCAGGGAAUGAAGUAUAUCACAUUAACUUGGAAGAGAGUGUGUUUUUUGCUGAAUAUGAAGGAAAGAGUUUUACAUACGCAUCUUUCCAUGCCCAUAAAAAGUUUGGUGUUUGUUUAAUCGGUGUUAGGAGGGAAGAUAACAAAAAUAUUUGGCUGAACCCAGGUCCCCGGUAUAUUAUGAGUGCUUCAGACAUAUGUUUUUAUAUUAACAUCACAAAAGAAGAAAAUUCUGCUUUUAAGCAACAAGAGCAGCAUCGGAAAAAUCACCCAACAAGGUUGUUUUAUCAUGGUCCUUCUCGGCUGCCAGUGCACAGCAUAAUUGCUAGUAUGGGUACCGUUGCUAUAGAUUUGCAGGAUACAGGCUGUAGAUCUCCAAACGCAGCUACAUUAACUCUUCCUUCAGAAGCACCUAAAACGGGCAGAAGGCCAAGCAUUGCACCUGUUCUGGAGGUUGCAGACACUUCGGCACUUCAUAGCUGUGAUAUCUUAAAUGAUCAAUCCGAAGAUGAAGCCACACCCUCUGAUGAAGAAGUGUUGAAUGGUCUGGAGUAUUUGAAAGGCUAUCCCCCUUAUUCACCUUACAUAGGAAGUUCUCCUACUUUCUGCCAUUUGCUCCAUGAAAAAGUGCCAUUUUGCUGCCUGAGAUUAGAUAAGGGAUGCCAGCAUAAUUACUAUGAAGAUGCCAAAGCUUAUGGAUUCAAAAACAGAAUCAUUAUAGUUGCUGCGGAGACUGCAGGAAAUGGACUCUACAACUUUAUUGUACCUCUCAGGGCUUAUUACAGACCAAAGAAAGAACUCAAUCCAAUUGUGUUGCUGCUGGAUAAUCCGCCAGAUAUGCAUUUUCUGGAUGCAAUCUGUUGGUUUCCAAUGGUUUACUACAUGGUGGGCUCUAUUGACAAUCUAGAUGAUUUGCUAAAAUGUGGUGUGACAUUUGCUGCCAAUAUGGUUGUGGUGGACAAGGAAAGCACAAUGAGUGCUGAAGAAGAAUACAUGGCAGAUGCUAAGACAAUUGUAAAUGUACAAACCCUCUUUAGGUUGUUCUCCAAUCUGAGCAUAAUUACUGAAUUAACUCAUCCUGCCAACAUGAGAUUCAUGCAGUUCAGGGCCAAAGACUGUUAUUCUCUUGCUCUAUCAAAAUUAGAAAAGAAAGAACGAGAGAAAGGUUCUAACCUGGCAUUCAUGUUUCGAUUGCCCUUUGCUGCUGGCAGAGUUUUCAGUAUCAGCAUGCUGGACACCUUGCUGUAUCAGUCAUUCGUUAAGGAUUACAUGAUCUCUAUCACUAGACUUCUGCUGGGACUAGAUACUACACCAGGAUCUGGAUUUCUCUGUUCUAUGAAAAUCACAGAAGAUGAUUUGUGGAUCAGAACAUAUGCCAGACUUUAUCAGAAGCUUUGUUCUUCAACUGGAGAUAUUCCUAUAGGAAUCUACAGGACCGAAUCACAGAAAUUAGUGACAUCUGAGUCUCAAAUCUCUAUCAGUGUGGAAGAGUGGGAGGACACCAAGGAUAGUAAAGAACAAUGUAACUACCGUAGCAACCACCGUAACUCAACAUCAAGUGAUCAGUCAGAUCAUCCUUUAUUAAGACGAAAAAGCAUGCAGUGGGCUCGGCGGCUAAGCAGAAAAGUACCAAAGCAUUCAGCAAAAACAGCAGAGAAAAUAAGUCAGCAGAGAAUGAAUCUUUACAGAAGGUCAGAAAGACAAGAACUAGCCGAACUGGUGAAAAACAGAAUGAAACAUCUGGGACUCUCAACAGCAGGAUAUGAUGAAAUGAAUGAUCAUCAAAACACCCUUUCAUAUAUUUUGAUCAAUCCUUCUCCAGACACCCGACUUGAGUUGAAUGAUGUUGUAUACUUGAUCCGCCCAGAUCCAUUGUCAUAUGUUCCCAAAAGUGCAUCUUGCCAGAAAAACAGCUUCUGCAAUGCCAUUGGGCAAGACAACAGAGAAGAAACACAAUUUUGA
This is a messenger RNA of Pseudonaja textilis, 3411 nucleotides long. NCBI's taxonomy places the organism in Eukaryota, Metazoa, Chordata, Lepidosauria, Squamata, Elapidae. The record is from RefSeq and is a predicted model, not a curated record.